This is a messenger RNA of Drosophila ficusphila, 921 nucleotides long. RefSeq lists its product as uncharacterized. The coding region runs from base 173 to 805 and encodes 210 amino acids. The transcript has 2 exons. The record is from RefSeq and is a predicted model, not a curated record. Lineage: Eukaryota; Metazoa; Arthropoda; Insecta; Diptera; Drosophilidae.
GAGCUAUAUACAAACUCCACCACUAAUUUUGUGCUUUGCUCGUGAACUUUUGUUGUGAAAUCGGCACGAUUUUAGUUUCCGGGGCGCCAAGAUUUGAGGACAUAUUUUGGUUGCGUAAACGUCAACAAGAGUGGUCUAAAAUAAAAAAAUAAAAUAUCCCAAAAUUAAUAUCAUGGAAGCUGAAGCUCAAGUAAAGAAUAACACACCCUCGUCUCCAAGCAAUAUUAAAACUGAGUCACCGGAAUUACCAGUGCUGAAUAUAUCAGGAAGAGUUAAACCGAAUAGGACUACUCCACGUAUUAGGGGAAAAAAGAAGUCGGCUGCACCGAUUUCAGAGGCACCCAAAGUGAAUCCGAACACAUUUCCAGAGAUUUUAAGUAGGAUUCUACUUAAAAGCACUGUUCCCCCUGCCCCGAAACCGAACAUAGCUGAAGAAACACAAUACCUUUGUUUCCUCUGCCUCGAGAAGCCGGCGAGUCGAAAGCGCGUCUAUCACAUGUUCAUAACGACGGAAAAGGAGCUCGGAAAGGAUUACAACCAUACAAGAUCGCUCUACGAGAAUCGAAAGGAGUACAAAUAUGUCAACAACAUAAGUGUACAAACAGUCUGCGCGAGGGCGUUGUACCGCCGAGUUCAGAAAAAGUUCACCGAUGUGGAAUGGAACAAGCUGGGAAAUGUUUUUGAGACUGAUAUGAUCGGACAUAAGGAUGUCUGGGGCAUUUCAGACAGAGUUCACGCAUUGCGGAUCGAAGAACACGAAAGGCUUUUCAAUUACAUUAAAUUCUUAAACUCAAUGAAGAGCUAGAUACAAACUUUUGAUUUUAAUUUUCCACUAGUGUAAAUUGUGAUAUCUUUUAAUUUUUGUAUUAAAUCGAUUUUUUGGGCAUACUUAAAGCAUGCUCGAUUGUUUGAUUACAGUAA